Engraulis encrasicolus (European anchovy) is the source of this 3864-nucleotide messenger RNA. It is a transcript of the gene esf1, whose product is annotated as ESF1, nucleolar pre-rRNA processing protein, homolog (S. cerevisiae). The record is from RefSeq and is a predicted model, not a curated record. The transcript has 14 exons. Gene Ontology annotation, cellular component: nucleus. Gene Ontology annotation, biological process: rRNA processing. Bases 231 to 2738 code for a protein of 835 amino acids. Gene Ontology annotation, molecular function: RNA binding. Lineage: Eukaryota; Metazoa; Chordata; Actinopteri; Clupeiformes; Engraulidae.
GUGGGUUUCCGUAGAAGAUGCACAGCAUGGAAGCAGAGCAUGACGGGAACACACGUGGAGAUUGGUGUGUGUUUUUAUGCGACUAUGUUUGCCGCAGACUGGUGUCCUUAACGUUUUUAAGCUCUUUUCCUACAUUAUCUGUCAAUGUAACCACUGACGGGAUUCACAUUUGACAGGUUGGUGCAACAGAGAAAACGUAACUCUUUCGGCAGUAAAACAGAAACACAGACAUGUCUUCCAAAAAGAAUCAGGAUGGCGACGACCGCUUUCUCAAAGUCAAAAAGGACCCCCGGUUUUGGGAGAUGCCCGACAAGGACCGCAAAGUCAAGAUUGACAAGCGUUUCCAGUCCAUGUUCCACGACGACCGAUUCAAACUGAAGUACACCGUCGACAAGCGGGGCAGACCCGUCAACCACACCUCGGCAGAAGACCUGAAACGGUUCUACAAGGUGUCAGACUCGGAUCUUUCUGACGACGAGCAACAAGAAGUAAAGAAAGAGAAGAAGAAAAAGAAAAAUAAGAAGGCAGAGGUAGAGGAGCAUGAGGAUGAAGAGGUCCAGGAGGAGGAUGAAGAUACCCCAAAGGAGAAGAGUUUGAACGAAGACAAGAAAACCUCUAAACAGAAGGACGUAUCACUCAAGACAGCAAAGCCAACCAAAGGGGUGAAGGUUUAUGAAGAAGGUGAGGAAGAGGAGGAACCAAGUGAUGAAGAGGGAGAUGAGGAGGAUGACUCUGAUCUGGACGAAGGUCUUUCAGAAGGCAGUGAGGAGGAGGAGGAGGAGGACGAUGAUGAUGAUGAUGAUGACGACGACGAUGAUGAUGAAGAAGGUUCUGAGGAUGAAAGUGACAGUGGGCCAGAUCUGGCAAGAGGGAAGGGCAACAUCGAGACCAGCUCAGAAGAGGAAGAUGAUGACGAUGACGACAAGGCUGGUGAGGUGGAUGACUUUCUUCGUCGCGAGGAAGAGGACAUCAUACACGACUGGGGCGAGAUGUGGAAGGAUGCCCCUCGCACUGAUGAUAUGUCCAGGCGUCUGGCGGUGUGCAACAUGAACUGGGACAGGAUGAAGGCCAAAGACCUCCUGGCUCUCUUCAACUCCUUCAAGCCCAAAGACGGCGUCAUCCUCUCUGUCAAGAUCUACCCGUCUGAGUUUGGUAAGGAGCGUAUCCAGGCCGAGCAGACCCAGGGCCCGAUGGAGCUCAGCGCACUCCCAGAGGACUUUGAUGACACCGGAGACACCGAGGAGAAGAGGCUCUACAGAGAGAAGAUCAGGGACUACCAGUUCAAGCGUCUGCGGUACUACUACGCGGUGGUAGAGUGCGACUCCGUGACGACGGCCGCCAAGAUCUACGAGGAGUGCGACGGGUUCGAGUACGAGAGCAGCUCCUCCACCAUCGACCUGCGGUUUAUCCCAGAUGACACUACAUUUGAUGAGGAGGAGCCCACUGACUCUGCUGUGGAUGUGGACAGCACCAAGUAUCAGCCCAAAGUCUUCGAAAGCGCCUACACCACCACUGCUAAUGUGGAGUUGACGUGGGAUGAGACGGACCACGAUCGCGUGACGGCCUUCACCAGGAACUUCAAGAAGGACGAGCUGCUGGACAUGGACUUCAAGGCCUACCUGGCCUCCUCCAGCGAGGAAGAGGAGGAGGAGCAGGAGGAGAUAGAACAAGGGGAUGAUGAAGAAGAAGAGGAGGAGGAGCAACCUGAGGAAGUGCCAGAAGUUCCUGAACCUGUGGUGGAAAAGGAGGAGGAGGCGAAAGAGAAGACAAAGGUCAAGAAAAAUGAUAAAGCAAAGGAGAAGAAAAAGAUGAAAAAGAAGCCUAAAAAAGAAGACCAGAUCGCCAAGUACCGAGAGCUGCUAAUGGGCAUCCAGGAGAAGGAGAAGAGCAAAGAUCGGGGCGUGGAGAUGGAGGUUACCUGGGUACCAGGGUUGAAGGAGAAGACAGAGCAGCUGGUGAAGAAGAAACUGGAGGCGGAGAAGGAUCUGACGCCCUGGGAGGAGUACCUGCAGAAGAAGAGGGACAAGAAGAAGGAGAAGAGGCAACAGAAAAAGGAGGCAGCUGAAGAGGCCAUCAGCGAUGACGACCUGCCCUCGGACGUGGACCUCAAUGACCCCUUCUUCUCCGAGGAGCUGGGCACCACAGGCAUCAAGGGUAAAGGCAAGGGCAAGAAGAACAGGAAGGAAGUGGAGGAGAAGACGCCGGAGGAGAUGGAGGAGAUGGAGAGGCAGAAGGCUGAGAUGGCGUUGCUGAUGGAUGACGACGAGGGUGAUGCGCAUAAACACUUCAACUACGACAAGAUCGUGGAGCAGCAGAACCUCAGCAAGAAGAAGAGGAAGAAGAUGAUCAAGACCAACACACCACUCGAGGAGGACAGCUUCCAGGUGGACCUGAAGGAUCCCCGUUUCGACGCCAUGUACACCUCCCACCUGUACAACCUGGACCCCUCGGACCCCAGCUACAAGAAGACCAAGGCCUCGCUGAGCAUCGUGGAGGAGAAGCAGCGGCGCCGAGAGUUCAAGGAGAAGAGACAGGAGGAGGAAAUGGAGGCCAGGAGGAAACAGGAAGCGGAAAGCAGGAAGCACGGAGUACUAGAGGAUGGGGGUAGCGCCACGGCAACGACGACGACAACAACGGCUAAGAGGAAAGAUAUGGACGCUAGUUUGUCAUUGCUGAUCAAGAAUAUCAAGAACAAGACGGAGCAGUUCCAAGCCAAGAAGAAACAGAAGAUGUCUUGAUUAGAUUCAAAUUGAUGGACAAUUGUUGUUUUUUUUGGCUGUUUAACCUGCAGAAACCAGAACGAAAUAUUCAAAACCACUUUACUUGAUGCCGGCGUCAUCAGGAUGACAUAACUGUGUCAUGACACAGUCAUGAGCGAGUCAUAAACAUGGUGUCCUAAAUAUUUUAUGGUCAUAGAAAGUUGACGUUGUUAGGGCUGUCUUUGCCAUAACCGAAUGUCACUUGAUGAUAAAGUCAUAAAAUGUUUAUGACAUUGAAGUAAUGCUUGUGUCACAUGAAUGACUGCAUCACGACACUCGUGACAUUAUUUGUUAUGUCAUGCGUAUGACACCUGCGUCGAGUAAAGUGUUACCAAAUAUUCUCAUACCAUCCAUGAGGAAAGACAUGGAUCCUGGUCUGUCGCUGCUCAUGAAGAACAAGACUGUUUCAGACUCGGAAGAAAGAAAAUGGAAUCUGACUACCGGUACAUGGUCAUUUUGGCAAUUUAGCCCCAUAAACCUGUGGUAAAAAAAUCCAUUCAUCUAAAAAAAAAAAUCAUCUAUUUACACACAAAUGUGUGUAUUAUGAGUGUGUGAACUAAAACUCACUGCCUUAUGACUGGAGGCAUCAUCUUUUGGACAUUUUGUGGACUGUUCAGCAAUUUUAUAGCUCUACUUCAUUCAUUACUAUAGGAUAUAUACGUUUAUAACUUUUGACUUGAGCCAGUCAUCAUGAUUAAAUACAACUCAAAAAGAAGUCAAUGAACUGUUAAAAGUUUUUAUUCAUUUAUUUAUUGUUUUGAUUUUGAUACCAAUGCACACAAUCAUGAGUCUGUCAGUUGGCACUUAACUUGAACACAAGGUAGAGAAGAUAUGAGGAGUACAGGUAUGUGUACAGUAUGUGUGUACAGCGCUUCCCAAAAACCUUAUACACACUUUAAAUCAUUGUAAAUGAAGGUGUUUUCUUUAUUAUUUAUGUACGUUUUAAAGUGUAAUAGAAUUCACACACAUUGUUUUUUUGUUUUGUCGCCACCUAUUCUUAAACUGGCAUUCGUUUUGGAUUCAAAUUUAUUGGAAUUGUGCAUUCAAUUUCAGUUACUCAUUGCAGGUCUCAUUGCGAAGACAUCAGUUUGAGAAUAGGUGAUGA